Messenger RNA from Alnus glutinosa, 2746 nucleotides. RefSeq names its product cysteine-rich receptor-like protein kinase 10. Lineage: Eukaryota; Viridiplantae; Streptophyta; Magnoliopsida; Fagales; Betulaceae. Gene Ontology annotation, biological process: carbohydrate metabolic process; protein phosphorylation. Gene Ontology annotation, molecular function: ATP binding; chitin binding; protein kinase activity. Bases 106 to 2439 code for a protein of 777 amino acids. The transcript is spliced from 7 exons. The record is from RefSeq and is a predicted model, not a curated record.
CUUACUUUUAACGUAUACGGCUCCUAGCAGAAUCUGAGUUUAGACAUUAAGUAGAUGUUAUCAAACUCUGGAAAUGAAAGAGAUAUCAACUAGCUUUCUUUCCAUAUGGCAUCCAACAAUAUCCUCCUCCUCUUGUUAAUGUUUCUUCUUCUACAUUUUCACUGUUCUAACCCUCAGAGUUGGAUCAAAGCUGGUUAUUGGUAUGCUGGUAGUGAAUCCCCCAUUCCUGACCUGAAUUCUGCCUUGUUUACCCACCUUAUAUGCGCUUUUGCUGAUGUCAACUCCUCCACCUACCGGCUUUCCAUCCCCUCAGCUUUUGAACAGUACUUCUCCAUCUUCACCAACACUGUCAAACGCAAGAACCCAUCGGUUGUCACGCUUCUAUCUAUAUGGAAUGGACAAGCUGCAACGGCUCAAUCCAUCUUGGGUGAGAAAGUCAACACUUCAGUAUUGUCUUCAAUGCUCAACCGACCUUCUUACAGAAAGUCUUUCAUUGAAUCUUCAAUAAAAACAGCAAGGAAAUAUGAGUUUCAAGGCAUAGACUUGUUCUGGCUUUGGCCUAACAACGCCUCAGACAUGACCAACAUGGGAAUUCUGCUCGAUGAGUGGCGUGCUGAAGUAAAUUCUGAGUCAAGAAAGCCGGGCCAAGCACAAUUGAUAUUGACAAUGGCCCUUCGUUACUUGCCAACUUUUGAAUUUGGGAGUUACCCGAUUGAAUCCAUACAGAGAAAUAUGGACUGGGGACAUGUCGUGGCAUAUGACUAUCACCUGCCUUCAAAGGAGAACUUCACACAUUUCCAUGCUGCUUUAUAUGAUCCUUCAAGCCAUGUUAACACUGAUUAUGGCAUAAGAGAGUGGUUGGGUAAAGGAUUUCCCUCAAACAAGUUGCUUUUGGGUUUGGCUUACCAUGGUUACGCUUGGGCUCUUGCAAAUCCCGAAGAAAAUGAUAUUGGUGCACCAUCAACAGGGGUGGCCGAAACACAAGAUGGAAGCAUGAGUUACAAGUACAUCAAGGGGUACAUUCGAAGUUAUGGUGCAACAACAAUUUUCAAUUCUACUUAUGUUGUGAAUUACUGCAUUAUUGGAUCCACUUGGAUCAAUUUCGAUGAUGUGGAGGCUAUAAGAGCUAAGAUUGGUUAUGUGAAGGAGAAGAAGCUACUUGGUUACAAUGUGUUUCAGCUCAGCAAUGAUGACAAUUGGGUGCUUUCCCUAGCAGCUCAAGAGAAAGAAGAUGGCGAAGAAAACAAGAGAAGGCUAUUGUUAAUAAUUCUUCUUCCAAUAGCUUUGGUCAUUGUCCUUCUGGCCUUCAUGAUAUGUUACCUACGAGGCAGAGUACUGAAGUCAAAAGUUAUGAUUCUUUUAGGCAAAAGAGAUUCUGGACCAACCAAUCCAUCAGCUUCUGAAAAUCCGGACCACAAUGCUCCUAAUCUGCAAGUAUUCAGCUUUUCCAGUAUCAAAGCUGCUACAAAUAACUUCUCAAGUGCAAAUAAGCUUGGACAGGGUGGUUUUGGCCCUGUUUACAAGGGUAAAUUAUCAAGAGGACAGGAAAUAGCAGUUAAGAGACUUUCAAAAACUUCUACUCAAGGACAUGAAGAGUUCACAAAUGAGGUUUCCCUUACCGCAAGACUUCAACAUAUAAAUCUAGCUAGAGUUCUGGGAUAUUGCUUAGAGAGAGAAGAAAAGAUGUUGAUCUAUGAGUGGAUGCCAAACAAAAGUUUGGAUUACUACCUCUUUGAUCCAAUCAGAAGGAAUCACUUAGGUUGGCCAAAGCGUGUUCACAUCAUUGAAGGGGUUACUCAAGGGCUUCUAUAUCUCCAAGAAUACUCAAAUUUUACAAUAAUUCACAGAGAUCUCAAAGCUAGCAAUAUUUUACUGGACAGGGACAUGAAUCCAAAGAUAUCAGAUUUCGGAAUGGCUAAGCUUUUCGGAAAGGAUGAACAUGAAGCAAACACAGGCAGGAUUGUUGGAACAUAUGGCUAUGUUCCUCCAGAAUAUGUUAGAAAUGGUAUAUACUCUAUGAAGUAUGAUGUCUAUAGCUUUGGAGUUCUACUUCUGCAACUCAUAAGUGGCAAGAGAAAUGCAUGUUAUUAUGGCCCAAACGAAACUUUAAGCCUUUUAGAAUACGCAUAUGACUUGUGGAAAGAAGAUGAGGGCAUGGAGCUCAUUGAUCCAUCAUUGGAUGAUUCGUCUUCAUCUUGCAAACUCAUGAGAUGCUUGCAAGUUGCUCUAUUAUGCGUCCAAGAAAAUCCAGUGGAUAGACCAACAAUGUUGGAGGUUUAUUCCAUGCUCAAAAAUAAUAUUGGAUCAAUUACUACCCCUAAAAAACCAGCUUUCUCAGCAAAACGUGAUAAAAGUGUGGGGACUGCGAGCACAUCAACAUCACAGCAAAGAAGUUGCUCAGUUAGUGAUACACCAAUUUCAGAAAUAAUACCCCGAUGAUUGGACUGGCUUUGAGGGAGAUAAUACCCCGUUACACGUAUGUUAUAUUUUUAAUAUGGGACUCAAUUUUUUUACACUCACACUUGUAUAUUUAAUAAUCUCCUAUAAGUCUAUCACCACAUGCAUGAUGGAAGGUAAAUUACAAAAAUAGAAUUCAAACUCGAGAGAUAAAUUACAAAACAGGCAUGUUCUUAUCGUGAUCGUGAACUUUAAUUGCUUGCUAGCUGCAGUACUGCUUGAGUUGCAUGCUAAUUAAUCUUGACUUGUUAAACAUUGUAGAUAUGUCUUUGACAUGUUAACACAUGAA